Molecule: messenger RNA, 327 nt
Organism: Penicillium manginii
Lineage: Eukaryota; Fungi; Ascomycota; Eurotiomycetes; Eurotiales; Aspergillaceae
Exons: 1
Coding region: 1-327 (108 amino acids)
Source: RefSeq, a predicted model, not a curated record
AUGAAAGAACGACCAGACGAGGGCCCUAAAAGCGAAGUAAAACCCCUCCGACACCUCACAAACUACCCGGACAUCCCGGCCCCAAAGGUCCUGCGUGACUGGGUCGAUAGUAACGGCCGCUACUUUGUGCUCCAGGAACGCAUCCAAGGACAAACGCUCGAGCAGGCUUGGCCUUUAUUAUCGGAGUUUGAGAAGGUCACUAUCGCGGACCAGGUUGUUGGUGUACGCGAGCAACUGCGUCAAAUUACAUCGGAGUCUAAUUACAUUGGAGUCUAUGCAGAAUGUCGAUCAGGGCCCUUGCUAUCCUGGUUUACUUUUCUCGCAUAG